AUGCAUGGUCCAGUGUUGACCAUCUCUCUACCUUUCCUUAUUUCUCAAGGCCACUGGAGAUCUGAUGGGAAACAUGUACCCCACACGCUCAGUGCAGCAGUCACUGGAGUUAAAAAUCCAAGGAUCUUUAAAGAAAAGACAUGCACUGGGGAUGCAACUAUAUGUCCACAAGGCUGGAACCGAAUCCAUAAUAAAUGCUUCUUUCGAUUUGAACUUGAAAAAACUUGGAGAGAUGGUCAGGCCAACUGUCUGGCCUAUCGUGGAUCUCUGGUCAUAUUCACCUUCCAGAAUGAAGUGGAAAUUUUGACCCACUAUCUGGGGACUUCUUCCUAUUGGAUUGGACUGAAAAAGCAAAAUGCAAGCCAACGCUGGAUGUGGGCAAAUGGAGAUGCGUUAAAUAACUGGUUCACUAUCGAAGGAAGUGGAAAUUGUGCCUUUAUUUUCAAGAAGGGCAUAAGUAGUGCCAAUUGUGAUGAUGCAAGAAAAUACAUAUGCAGCAGGAAAGGUGUUUGUCCUUAA
Molecule: messenger RNA, 519 nt
Organism: Rhinolophus ferrumequinum (greater horseshoe bat)
Lineage: Eukaryota; Metazoa; Chordata; Mammalia; Chiroptera; Rhinolophidae
Product: C-type lectin domain family 2 member F-like
Exons: 4
Coding region: 1-519 (172 amino acids)
Source: RefSeq, a predicted model, not a curated record